Messenger RNA from Peromyscus eremicus (cactus mouse), 3794 nucleotides. RefSeq names its product zinc finger DHHC-type containing 24 (gene Zdhhc24). Lineage: Eukaryota; Metazoa; Chordata; Mammalia; Rodentia; Cricetidae. Gene Ontology annotation, molecular function: protein-cysteine S-palmitoyltransferase activity. The coding region runs from base 42 to 896 and encodes 284 amino acids. The record is from RefSeq and is a predicted model, not a curated record. The transcript has 3 exons. Gene Ontology annotation, cellular component: Golgi apparatus; endoplasmic reticulum. Gene Ontology annotation, biological process: protein targeting to membrane; peptidyl-L-cysteine S-palmitoylation.
CGGUGGGGUCCCAGGGGUCCGACAACGGGUGGGUCGGAACCAUGGGGGAGCCCUGGGCGGCUCGGGGUGCAGAAGGAGCUCCCGCGCGGUUGCCACUGGUGCUCACCUCGCUGUGGGCUGCAGCUGUGGUAUUGGAGCUGGCCUACGUGAUGGUGCUGGGGCCCGGGCCGCCCCCGCUGGGACCCCUGGCCCGGGCCUUGCAACUGGCGCUGGCUGCUUAUCAGCUUCUGAACCUGUUGGGCAACGUGGGACUCUUCCUGCGCUCCGAUCCCAGCAUUCGGGGAGUGAUGCUGGCUGGCCGCGGCCUGGGCCAGGGUUGGGCUUACUGUUACCAGUGCCAAAGCCAGGUGCCACCACGCAGUGGGCACUGCUCUGCCUGCCGCGUGUGCAUCCUACGUCGUGACCACCACUGCCGCCUACUGGGCCGCUGUGUGGGCUUCCAUAACUACCGGCCCUUCCUGUGCCUGCUGCUUCACGCGGCUGGGGUCCUGCUCCACGUCUCAGCGCUGUUAAGCCCUGCCCUGUCAGCUCUGCUGCGGGCCCACUCAGCCCUCUACACGGUGGCUCUCCUCCUGUUGCCCUGGCUCAUGCUACUCACAGGCAAAGUGUCUCUGGCCCAGUUCGCCUUAGCUUUUGUGGUGGACACAUGUGUGGCAGGUGCACUUCUGUGUGGUGCUGGACUGCUUUUCCAUGGGAUGCUCCUGCUGCGAGGCCAGACCACCUGGGAGUGGGCUCGGGGUCAGCACUCCUAUGACCUGGGCACCUGUCACAACCUGCAGGCAGCCCUGGGUCCGAGAUGGGCCCUCGUCUGGUUCUGGCCUUUCCUAGCUUCCCCUUUGCCUGGAGAUGGGAUCACUUUCCAGACACCAGCUGAUAUGGGUCUUGUGGCUUCCUGAGUCCAGGUAGAGCCAGAACUGAAUAGGGAGGAAGGGAGCAGAGGAGAGCACUGGGAACUUGCUUUCAACUUCAUGCCAGCCACAGGAGGGAGGCCACGUUGGCCUUUCAUGCCUCUAGUGGGCAGCUCUAGCUCCCUCCUUGGACCUGCCCAGUGUGGGCUCUUCCAUAUGGAGAGUUCAGACACUGCAACUCUGCCCCUUUUGGUGGUAGUGGUGGGGGCUUUGGCAAGGGGUCUACUUGGCUUGUUUGUCCGCCCCUCUACCAUGCCCAUCUGGUUCUUGGCCUCCCCCAUCUUUGCUGGGUUCCUAUCCCUCACGUUGUUUUGCUUGUUGUUUUCCAGUUCCCAAGGUUGUCAGGCCUGGAGACUACUGAAGGCAUGAGAUCCUAACGGGCCUUGGAAGGGUGUGGUGGGAUCCAGACACGGAGAAACCAAGUGUGCUCUAGAGGAUAGCACUCCGUAGACACAUCUCUGCAGCAGGGGUUUCAAGGAAGCUCUUGUAGCUCACCUGUAUGUGGGGCCAGAGUUAGGAUCUCUGUUCUGUAAGAAACAUAAAGUCCUGCUAGACCAUGUGACAAGAUUGUGGGGUAGAAAUGUAGACCAUGCUCAAGGGAAAUCCACCUGCUUCUGCUUUUACUUUUUUUUUUUUUUUAAUUUCAACACAGGGUUUCUCUUUGUAGCCUUGGCUGUCCUAGAACUCACUUUGUAGACUAAGCUGGCUUCAAACUCAGAGAUGAUCCUGCCUCUGCCUCUGCCUCCCAAGUGCUGGGAUUAAAGGCAUGCAUCACCACAACUGACUUGCUCCUGCUUUCUUUUCUUUUUUAAAGAUCUUUUAUUUAUUUAUUUUAUGGAUGAGUGCUCUAAUUGCCUGUAUGCAUUUAUGCCAGAAGAGGGCAUCAGAUUCCCCUAGAGAUGGUUGUGAGCCAUCAUGUGGUUGCUGGGAAUGGAACUCAGGACCUCUGAAAGAGCAGCCUGUGCUCUUAACCGCUGAGCCAUCUCUCCAGACCCUUGCUCCUGCUUUCUGAGUGCUACAAUUAAAACAUUCACCACCAUGCCUGGCCCAAGAGGUUAGAGUUAAACCCAGGUCUUUUAAUCUGCUUUACUUUUCACGGCUGAAGUGAGUAGGAGAAACAUCAGGGUAAAACCAACCAGCUUCCAGGUGUUCCAGAGCCUGUGAAGGAUGUUUUUAAUAUUUAUUUUUGUGUAUGUCUGUCUGGGCACAUGAGUGUGCUUUAAUGCAUGCAUGGUCAUGUAUAUAUGGGUGCCCAUGGAGACCAGAAGAGGGCAUUGAAUCCUCUGUAGCUGGACUUAUAGGCUUUUGUGAGCCACCUGAUGUGGGUACUGGAAACUAAACUUGGGUCCUCUGCAAGAGUAAUAUACACUCUUAACCACUAAGCCAUCUCUCCAGCCCCUUUUUUGCUUUUAAAAUCUAUUGUUAUUAUCAUUAUUAUUAUUGAGACAGGGUCUCAUUUAGUAUUCCAGGCUGGCCUGGAACUUACUAUAUAACCCAGGCUUCCCUGGAACUCAACAGCAAACCGCCUGCCUCAGACUUCCAAUCACUGGGAAUGCAGGUGUGGUGAACCAUCACACCCAGCUUCCAGCAUCUGAUGUAAAUAUAGUAAACAGCUAAACAUGGCAGGCUUCAGCACCCCAGUUAUCUGUUUGCCUUUAGACUCUCUAAAAUAGAGAAGUAAAAAUAAUAUAAAUUUAUAAGGGGAAAGAAGAUAGAUGUUAGUAUACCAAAGAGCCUGACAAUGUUUUGAAACAUGACAGAGAUUGGGAGCUUGUUUGUCUUAGCAGAGAAUUAAAAAUUAAAAUGACUUGUUCCUAAAGAGAGGGGAGGAUAAGCAAGGCAGAACUUCCCCAGCACUAUGAAAGGUGAGGUGAAGCUUUGGGCUAAUCUUGGCUGGGGUGUUGGCAGUUUACGUCAGGAGGUAUGAACUGCUGUUCCCGAGACCUCAUCCACCCCUGCAGCCACCCUUCUGGGAUGAGGUGGUAUCUGGGAUGUGGUGGUAGGGUGAUGAGGACGAACUGGACCAGGGAAGCUCUGGAUCUCAGGGGCAACAGCCAAGGUAGGAAUGGGGGGCUGGAUCAAAAAUAGAGCUAAGCAAGAAAAUGUUGGCUGUCGUCUACAGAUAGUCAUAUGCCGAGUCCUCAGGAGCCUACCCUCCUGACAGGCUUUGCCUGUCCUCCUAGAAGUCAUUGUUUGUCCCUCAACAUGCUCUGUUGCUUUAGAAAGACAUUAGGACCCCUUGGUGCUGUGUGGCCUUGGCAGAUCUGGUGUCCUCUUCUGUGUUCCCCCUCAGCCUGCAGAAUAUUGAAUUUUCAUGUUUUUAUUUGAGAUAUGAAAGGCUCCUUGGAACCCCCACUACAGCUUGUCUGGGAAAACAACCUGAAGUCCCGCUGUGCCCUCCCUGGUAGGAGAUGAGCGGCACACUGAUCUUAAUCAUCACCUUGCUUUGCUGUGCUACAUGUGCUUGUGUUGAUUCUAUAUGCUUUGGUUGUAUAUGAAUGAACUCCUACCAAGUUUAUUCUUCUGUGGCUCGCCUUUUCACUCAUAUGAGAUGUCCUCGAAUUACUGCAUGUCGUGGUAUGGUACUCUUCCACAUGGAGCUCUGAACUGGUCAUUUUUUCUCCUCCCACUUAGUGGGAGUCACCCACUAGGAGCCCUUACUCUUCCAUACCCAUCCGAGGACCAGCUCAUUUAUUGACCAAGAAAAUGCAUUCUACAUUGUAAUUCCACUGAACUAAUCAGUGGACCCUAACAACUGGCACAGCUUGGUGAAAACUGGCAUCUAUGUGAAAUUCAACUGUCCAGGUCAUGAACAUGGUUUAUCUCCUCACUGAAUAUUUUCUUAGUUCUUGAGACAGGGUCUCACUUUGUAGCUCUGGCUGGCCU